AUGGAAGAUGGUACAGAAGAGAUAGAAUUAAGGCCGUCCAGUGUGCUACGAACUUCUACACUCAGAAACAAUGCUGCUCGCCAAGUUGUUAAUUUUAUGCCCUCUCGACAAGCUGGUUGCAAUACGGUACGACUUCGCCGCUCAAACAGCUCUCACAGGGCUCUUCUUGAGAUGUGUGAGGAAACAGAUGUACCAGAUGCCACCGACAAGCAGGCUGAUUAUAUUGUACGGGGUAUGGAACAACACCAGCAGUUGAUGGAGGAUAAUCCACUCUCGGAAGAACUUAGGAGGGAAGCUCUAAGGGAUCUGCCUCAAGGUUUGACAAUGAAGAGGAAUGUGCGAGCAAAAUUGUCAGCAUCAGUCAGUUUGAGAUCUAAACAUAGACCAAUAUCCAUGUUCAAGAGAAUGAGAUAUCGGCUCAGCUUUACUUGGAAAAGGAUGAGAGAGCACUUCAGAGACUUCAUUUUCUCCAUUGAGUUAUGGUAUGAAGCUAUCCGUACUAUAGAAGGUCACCUGGGUUCGUCUGUGGGAGCAUAUUUCCACCUUCUCCGUUGGUUAUUCUGUCUCAACCUAUUGCUUUCCAUCUUCGUCAUCAGCUUCAUAGUGGUCCCUCAAGCUCUAUAUGAUAAUGCCUCCAAUCGAACCACCGAAUUGAGUGCUCUAGACUUUCUUACUGGACAGGGAGGUUUAUCCGACAGCCUGUUGUUCUACGGUCAUUACCACAACGGUUCUAUAUCCACCAUAGCCCCUCUCAGUUACUACAUGCCGUACGCGUACUUCUUCACUAUGAUCACCCUGUAUAUAACGUUUUUCGUCAUCCUGUGCUACAAGAGCGCGUACUCCUAUCGUCGCCACUUCAUCACUCCUCACGGCAGCGGGUCCGUAGGUCAGUUAUUGUCGUCCAAAUUGUUCUGUGGCUGGGACUUCGGCGUGGCCUCGCCCGCAGCCGCCGCGCUGUCAUCCGCCGCGCUAUAUCAUGACUUCAAGGCAAGAAAUAUAUAUUUACAGCAAUAG
Molecule: messenger RNA, 1014 nt
Organism: Danaus chrysippus (African queen)
Lineage: Eukaryota; Metazoa; Arthropoda; Insecta; Lepidoptera; Nymphalidae
Source: the annotation of a GenBank genome assembly